CGUUAUCUCUAAACAUAGAUAAGAAGUAAUUACAAGUGGUUAGAGCGUGUUAAAGUCGCUUUCAAGUUCUCUAUUUUUACGCGAUAGUGGCAUUGAGUUAUUUUAGGUUAUGUUUUGAGUGCUUACGAAAAUUAUAAUGAAUUUAAGACAACUAAUUCUGCCAAUCAGUGUAACCGCGUUAUUGGCGGCAACAGCAGUAACUGUAUUCAGAUUUUACAAAGAAGAGAAACCAUUCUACAUCAGACUAAAAAAAAGAAAAAAGGUGCCAUAUAAGCUACGGAACGCUCGAAUAACUGCAGACACACUUGUUGCUCAUGUUACUCAAGGCAAACUUAAUUUUGUGUUCAGUUUAAGCUUUCUGAACGACGAAAUUAUUCAUAUACAAAUAAAUGAUCCCAUUUAUCCACGGUACGUUGUGCAGGAUGUAGUCAAACUACCAUCAACAUUAAAAAUGGAAGACCUCACUAUGAGACACGAACGUAACUAUUUACACGUCAGUUACCACAAUUUCAACAUUAAAAUAAAUUGUGACGACUUAGAGAUCUAUGUCUAUAAAAACAAUGAUUUAUUUUUGUCCAUAAACGCCGAGAAGUUCUUUGUGAUGGAAGAACAAGAACCCUACGUUGGCAUAGCGGCGGAUUUUCUUUUUCUAAAUGCUUUCAAAACAUACGGAUUACCUCAGCAUGCCGAACGCUUGUCUUUACAAGCGAAUGGUAAUAAACUUUAUCGUUUGUACAACACGGAUAGAUUUGCAUAUUCUGCAACCCAUCCGCACGAAUCUUUGUAUGGCGCGGUACCACUUAUUUACGCAUAUGGAACAAAUCAGACAACUGGACUUUUGUGGCUGAAUUCAUCUGAAACUAUCAUAGACAUCUGUAGCAAAGACAAAGGUUUAAGAUCAACAUUUUUUAGUGAAAGUGGAGCUGUAGAUUUUUAUAUACUGAAUGGACCAAAGCUACAAGAUGUUGUGCGCCAGAAUUCACAACUGACAGGCGCUGUUCCUUUACCACCUUUAUUUGCUUUGGGUUACCACCAGUGUCGCUACAGUUAUAUGACCCAAGAGGAAGUCAUAGACGUAUCAAACAAGUUUGAUGAGCACAAAUUUCCACUUGAGUCACUGUGGAUGGACAUCGAUUAUACAGACGAUAAAAAAUACUUUACGUGGAAUCCCACCACUUACCCUGACCCAGAACGGUUGUUAAAAUUCUUAGAAAACAAAAAACGAAAAGCCGUUGUUAUAAUAGACCCCCACAUAAAAGUAGACGAUGAUUAUUUUGUAUACACGCAGUGUAAGAAAGGUGAUUUUUUUGUAAAAAAUCCCAAUGGAACGAUGUUUACCGCAAAGUGUUGGCCCGGUACUAGUAGUUGGAUCGAUUUUUUAAAUCCAAAAGCGAGACAGUUUUACAGCGAUUUACACAGAGAUUUCGUCAAGUCUAAGAUUCUCCACAUUUGGAACGACAUGAAUGAGCCCGCCUUAUUCGAGAUCAAGGAAAACACGAUACCCAAAAAUGUGCUUCAUUAUGGCAACUGGAAACACAGAGAUGUUCACAAUUUGUAUGGUUUUUACCAAACGAUGGCCACGUAUCAAGGUCUAUUAAAUCGAUUUAAUAUCAGACCGUUUGUUCUAACAAGGGCACAUUUUGCGGGGUCUCAAAGAUUUGCAGCAGUUUGGACUGGUGACAAUACUGCCAGUUGGGAUCAUUUGAAAAUUAGUGUGCCCAUGUGUCUGACCGCAAGUUUAGCAGGUUUUAGUUUAUGCGGUGCUGAUAUUGGCGGUUUUGUCAAGCAUCCCGACGACGAAUUAUUGCAAAGAUGGUAUCAGUUAGGUGCUUGGCUACCUUUUUUCCGAGGCCAUUCAAAUCGAAACGUGCCUCGCCGAGAACCAUAUUUAUAUGACAAAUCUAUACAGCAAAGAAUACGUUUUUCACUUCAGCAGAGAUACAAACAUUUACUCCACUGGUACACUUUAUUUUGGGAACAUCAUACAACAUUGAAACCUGUAGUCCGACCUUUAAUUUAUGAGUACUCGUAUGACAAAAAUGUUUUGGAUUUGGAUAACGAGUUUUUAGUCGGUGACAGCAUUUUAGUUUGUCCUGUUCUACAACGUCAAGUGGAAGCAAUUGACGUGUACUUACCCGGAGGAGAAAAUGAAGUAUGGUACUAUGUUGAAAAUUCCACAAGCCAUAAGUAUACAGGCAAUGUUUACUUCACCAUGUCAGUUGAAAUGAACACUAUUCCAGUGUUUUACCGGGGAGGAUUCAUCAUCCCUAUAGUAGAACAACCUGUAACGUGUUCUGCCGACUUUCUCGACGGUUGUUCACUUACCUUAUAUAUUUUUUGCAACGUAAAAGCAAGUGCUAGUGGAACUUUGUAUAUAGACGACACCGUAUCGUUUCAUUAUUUAGAAAAAAAGUACACGUACAUCAGAUUUGACCUAAAGACUUCACAAAUUUCCUCUACGCAUAUCCAUCGCAAUUUUGGUGAUAAAUCAUCAAUCAUUAUAAAGUCAAUAAAAUUAUAUGGCUACAAUAAAGACGUACACGGUGUUGCAUUGAAAAUAGAUGGUAUGUUUAAAGAUGAUCCUAAAAUUGUCAUUGUCAAAGAAAUCGACUGCAUACAAAUUGAAAAUUUGGACAUUAACAUAGGACAAGAUUUUAUUUUAACUUUAUUAAAAUAAAUCUUGCGUAGCCUUAAGUAGUAAGUGUUAAAACUUGUUAA
Messenger RNA from Zophobas morio, 2718 nucleotides. RefSeq names its product neutral alpha-glucosidase C-like. The record is from RefSeq and is a predicted model, not a curated record. The transcript has 3 exons. Gene Ontology annotation, biological process: carbohydrate metabolic process; N-glycan processing. NCBI's taxonomy places the organism in Eukaryota, Metazoa, Arthropoda, Insecta, Coleoptera, Tenebrionidae. Gene Ontology annotation, molecular function: alpha-glucosidase activity; carbohydrate binding. Bases 137 to 2677 code for a protein of 846 amino acids.